This is a messenger RNA of Lycium ferocissimum, 1432 nucleotides long. Its product is annotated as probable WRKY transcription factor 4. The transcript has 4 exons. Lineage: Eukaryota; Viridiplantae; Streptophyta; Magnoliopsida; Solanales; Solanaceae. Bases 24 to 1412 code for a protein of 462 amino acids. Gene Ontology annotation, molecular function: sequence-specific DNA binding; DNA-binding transcription factor activity. Gene Ontology annotation, biological process: regulation of DNA-templated transcription. The record is from RefSeq and is a predicted model, not a curated record.
AAGGGUCAAAGUAAUCAAAAUCAAUGGCUGAGAACCAAUCAUCAUCAUCAAGGGUACGGCCCACAAUUACUCUACCACCACGGGCUUCAAUACACAAUUUCUUUAUGGGCGGGCCCGGCCCAAGCCCGGGACCAAUGACACUUGUUUCCAACUUCUUCUCCGAUUCAGAGUCCGAUUAUGCUUCCUUUUCGCAACUACUAGCCGGCGCUAUGGCAUCUCCGGUCGGUCUACGACAGGAAACCGGUGAUUUUGGGUCCAAGCUGAACCGGCCGUCCGGUUUACUGAUUAGUCAGUCACCGUUGUUUAGCACACCGGCCGGUUUGUUGGGUUCGCCUUUGUUAAUGUUCUCGCCUGGCCAGGGCCCUUUUGGAAUGUCACAUCAGCAAGCCCUCGCUCAAGUUACAGCUCAGGCUGCACUACCUCAGUCUCAAUUGCAUAUUCAACCUGACUAUCCAUCUUCAUCAACAGCACCUGCACCGUCUUUUUCACAGUUUCAGUCCCUAACCUCAAAUUCCACAGCAAACCAACAGAUGCUGCCUCCUGCAUCAGAUCCUAAUGUUAUAAAAGAAGCAUCAGAACCUGCUUCUCUUGCUGUUGAUAAACCUGCUGAUGAUGGUUAUAACUGGCGAAAGUAUGGGCAAAAGCAUGUCAAGGGAAGUGAAUAUCCUCGUAGUUAUUACAAGUGUACACAUCCAAAUUGUCCAGUCAAAAAGAAGGUAGAGCGGUCACUUGAUGGUCAAGUAACUGAGAUUAUCUACAAGGGCCAGCACAACCAUCAGCUGCCUCAACCUAAUAAACGCUCGAAAGAGAGUGGAAAUCCAAAUGGAACCUAUAAUUUUCAGGGCCCAUCUGAACUCAGCAACUCCACAGAUAAUGUGCCUUCCCAUAUAAAAAUGAAGGAUCAAGAAUCCAGCCAAGCUACACACGACCAAAUCUCUGGAUCUAGUGAGGGUGAGGAAGUGGGUGAUGCUGAGACUAUAGCUGAUCAAAAUGACGAGCGUGAAACAAAGCGGAGGGCAAUAGCAGUACUGACUUCAGAGGCAGCUUCUUCUCUAACAGUUGCAGAACCUAAAAUCAUUGUUCAAACAACAAGUGAAGUUGAUCUUUUGGAUGAUGGUUAUAGAUGGCGGAAGUAUGGGCAGAAAGUUGUUAAAGGAAAUCCUUAUCCAAGAAGCUAUUACAAAUGUACCAGCCAGGGAUGUAACGUAAGGAAGCAAGUGGAAAGGGCUCCAAGUGAUCCAAAAGCAGUCAUAACAACAUACGAGGGAAAACAUAAUCAUGACGUGCCUGCAGCUAGGAACAGUAGCCACAACACUGCAAAUAAUUCUGUGUCACAGUUGAGGCCACACAACCCUGUAGUUGAUAAACAGGAUUCAACUAGAAGAACAGCAUUUCUGAACAAUGAACAGUAACCAAUAGCACUGUACAGGUU